GCGAGAGUAUACCAUCUAUUCAUUGACGAUAGAGAUACCUUAGCUAAGGAAUGAAAAAAAUUAUUGUGCUGUUGGGAGUCGUCGUUUGCUCCUACAGUUCCGAUUGGAGCUUUGGAAAUCAUGGCGGUGGUGGACUUACGCUGGGAGAAAUUUCCUUAGACCAUCAUGACUUGGGGGCGUUUACCCUGGGAGGAACAGAAAGCCAUUCCUUAGAUUUGUUGAAAGGUCAUUUGCCAAUAAAAAUUAGUGAUUGGCACUUGGGCAUCGGCGGUCUUCACGGAGCCAAUAUCAUUCCUAUUAUUCAACAUAUCGGGAUACCGACGGUCCAACAAAUCCCGAUCAGCGUAUCGCAUCCGGUGGUGGAGACGGUCCCGCAGCCUUAUCCUGUUGCCGUGCUAGUACCGAAGCCUGUACCAUUUCAGGUGGAAAAGCAGGUAUUCAAAACUGUGGAGAAGAAGGUACCGACGCCCGUCGAGAAAAUAAUUCCGGUUAAAAUCGAGAAGCCGGUGCCGUUUCAUGUGGUGAAAUACAUACCCGUACCGGUCGAAAAGCCGAUUCCGAUCAAGAUUCCUGUCUACAAGACCAUCGUGCACAAAGUCAAGCAUUGAUUCCUCGCGUUACGAAAAUAUAAUCCCUCUUUGUUGUUGAUUUACUUUGUUUAAUUAAAAAUAUAUACACGGUGCGAGAAUAUAUUUCGCAAUACUACAGCACUGUUGAACAAUUAUUUAUUAAAACGUUU
Wasmannia auropunctata (little fire ant) is the source of this 739-nucleotide messenger RNA. RefSeq lists its product as uncharacterized. NCBI's taxonomy places the organism in Eukaryota, Metazoa, Arthropoda, Insecta, Hymenoptera, Formicidae. The record is from RefSeq and is a predicted model, not a curated record. The transcript has 5 exons. Bases 51 to 608 code for a protein of 185 amino acids.